UUCUGAAGACUACACAUUAUGGACAGGAUUUUAUUUCUUUACUAGUAGAAAAACCCCCUACUACAAAUUUGCCGUCAAAUUCACAAUGAAGCUAAACCGAUCAUCUUAUCGAAUCUUCUGUCCUGCUUUGCCACCACCUUACUCAUGGUCGAUACACUUGUGGAAUUACCAUCAUCUACCAUCUCUCCAAUCCGUAACAUUCGUCUCAGGGGAUACUACCUUCCUUUAUUUCGGAAAUCAAAAGACAAGGUGCAAGAGUAUGGGACGACGAAAGCUUCACUACUUAUCAGAUGCCGCAUACUCUUUUAUUAUUCCCAGGACUACAACUCGAAAAGUUGAUAGUCGAAGAUGUGUAUCAUGACAAGGAUCAAAAUAGGGGAUUAUUUGGGGAUGUGCAGACGUAUGAUUAGAUUGAAUCUUUGGUUCACAAGAAUGGAUGGAGAGAAUUAUGGUAUUUUACUCCCACAACAGAAUUUAUUGGAACUGGGCCUUAUAUCUCAUUGAGUUGAACAAUCCGCUGGAUGGGAUAAAAAGAUCAAAGAAAGAGAUGGCGUUGACUCUGGGUGGAGUGUAGGAUGUAUGUUGGUCAAUAUUAUGAGGAAGAGGCAGUGGAAGGAGAGGCAGUGGAGGGAGGGCAUGUGAUAAGGGCACACAAGAUGGAGAGGACUACGGGAUUGAGGAUGUACAAGACGAAGAUGAACAGAACGCGGUUGCGUUAUGCGAGGAAAAGGAAGAAAGCGAGAGAAAAGAUGAUGGAGAAGGCGAGGAGGAAAACAGUGGGGGUGAUGGCGACGAAGGAGAGGGGGAUAGUGUAGGUAAAGGCGGCGAAGAAGAAGUGCCACCACCCGGGAUAUGGGAUAUCGAGGACCUGGAAGCAAGACCACCGUGGAUUGGGAUACCCAAACAGGACAACUCUCUCCCUUCAUCGGCUUUCGAAUGAAGGAAUUCAUCAACGUGACGAAUUCGGAAAGUUGUUUAAUGAGACGAGUUGGGAAGAGAUUAAAAAGACUGGCAAGGGACUUUCACCUGAGGAUAACAAAACUGGUCAUCUAUACCUGUGUGCAUCAACGCCUUAAGAUGAUCUGACGACAGUGGCAUCAGGUAUCCACCAAGCCCGAGGCAAAGAAUGGUGGAUAUAGCUAUAUGUUGUUUUGACUUUUAAUAUAAUCAGUUUAUAUGGCUUUUCGGACAAAGACCAAGUGCCGGUUGUCUAUAAUUUUCAAUGUAAUUCCCAGCUUUGUUUAUUUUUUUAUGGUCCGACAUUUAUUCCCUUCGGCUGAAGCGAAGAAUCACGCGUUUUGUUCAGAUAACCGACCAUAAGCGACCAUCA
This is a messenger RNA of Sclerotinia trifoliorum, 1330 nucleotides long. NCBI's taxonomy places the organism in Eukaryota, Fungi, Ascomycota, Leotiomycetes, Helotiales, Sclerotiniaceae. The record is from the annotation of a GenBank genome assembly.